CUGACCUUCGUCCGUUUUGAAUCCAGGUUCAGACAAAGCAGGGUUUGGAGGAUUCAGCCUCCAGCUCCUCCUCUGAUGCAUCGUUUGCAUCAGUACUUGGGGAUACUUGUCCGCGCGCUGCCGCACCUCCCCACAGUGCUUCCACUGACUCCACUUAACCAGGUGAUGACAGACAAAGGCAGAAGAGUAAAAUGAUCUGAGCUCAGUCGGAAUUAACGUAGAAUGGAGACGCGCCCGAGUCACUGUCUUUUCUUCAUUUUCUCUCAGUGGAUUUUGAUCUUCACCAUAACUUACAUCCUGGGUGGAACAAAAGCGGAGAUCAGGUGCAUCCCUUCGUGCCAGCUGCCGCACAUCAGCUCAUUUUCCGCAGAAUUGCCAGACCUGGAUUUGGCUCAUUUGGAAGAAACCUCUGGUGAAUUUGUUGGAUUUAGCGAGCGCACGCCACCGGGUGCCGAACCCACCGACGGCGGGGACGAGACGCACAAGGUUGGAGGAUUUACAGAGAGCGAGGAAAGUUCGCCCAAAGUCCACACAGACUGCCUCCACAAAGGCUCGUCUAACGAUCAGAUAAAAACUUUUCAAACCACUACCAGUGACGGGGAUUUAAGCUAUGAUGGAAACAAUUGCAGUUUUUAUGAGGGAACUGAGGCUCAAAUCUCGAGAAACGUUGAGAACAUUGCGCGCAGCUGGAGCCCAAGGCGAUCUGCGCGAAACGCAAAGAGCGCGGAGACCUGGUCCGGAUUCAGACCCGAAGGUGGCGAGGAUGCUUUAUUUUCAGGCCAGGAGGAGUUUCGGCUGACAAGUUCCACGUUCGCUCUGAGCGGGGACACGGCGCACAACCAGGCCAUGGUGCACUGGUCAGGACAGAACAGCAGCGUGAUCCUCAUGCUGACAAAAUACUACGAUUUCAACUCUGGCAGAGUAACAGAGAGUUCCUUAUGGAGGUCAACUGAUUACGGGACCACUUAUGAGAAGCUUAAUGAAAAAGUUGGGCCGAAAACAAUCCUGAGCUACUUGUACGUGAGUCCGAACAACAAAAGAAAGAUCAUGUUGCUGACUGACCCAGAGGUAGAGAACAGCCUGCUCAUCAGCCUCGACGAGGGGGCGUCCUAUCAUAAACACAGCUUGGCCUUUGACAUUCUCAGCCUUCUAUUCCACCCUGAGCAGGAGGACUGGAUCCUGGCUUACAGCCAUGACCAAAAGCUGUACGUCUCUGUUGAAUUUGGGAGGAGAUGGCAGCUCGUGCACGACAACGUCGUCCCCAACAGGUUCUACUGGUCCAGACUGGGUUUAGAUAAGGACCAGGAAAUGAUCCACUUGGAGAUCAGCGUCUCUGAUGGACGGUCACAAUACAUAACUUGUAAACUGCAGAAUUGCUCAGAUGGAAACAAGGGCAAGCCUUUCCCUGGAUUUAUCACCCCUAAUUCACUGGUGGUUCAGGAUGAAUACGUUUUCAUCCAGGUGCCAAUAGGUGGCAAAUCUGUCCAUUAUGUGUCCUAUAAAAGAAACACUUUCUACUCAAUGAAGCUUCCCAAGUACACCCUGCCAAAGGACUUGCAGAUUAUCAGCACGGAUGAUAACCAGGUUGUGACAGCUAUCCAGGACUGGCACCAGAAUGAUUCCUAUAACCUGUACAUGUCUGAGUCCCGAGGCUUGUUCUUCACCCUGAUGCUGGAUAAUGUUGUCAGCAGCGGAGGACCUGAGGGGAACAUCAUGAUAGACUUGUACGAGGUAGCUGGGAUUAAAGGAGUUUUCCUGUCAAAUAAAGUUAUUGAGAACCAAGUGAAAACUUAUAUCACGUACAACAAGGGGAGAGACUGGCGUCUUCUACAGGCUCCGCCAACCGAUCUCCAAGGAAACAAGGUGGAUUGUGAAAGGCCGUACUGCUCGCUGCACCUGCACCUCCAUGUGUCAGAGAAUCCUUACACCUCUGGAAAUAUUGUCAGCAAAGAUUCAGCUCCAGGAAUUAUAAUAGCAUCAGGUGUGGUGGGACCUGAACUGACCACAACAAAUGUCAGUAUUUUCAUCACUUCUGAUGCUGGAAACACCUGGAGCGAGAUUUUUGAAGAAGAGUACAGUGUGUUUUUCCUGAAUCAAGGAGGAUCUCUGGUGGCCAUCCGGCACACACCUCUGCCAAUCAGACACAUUUGGCUGAGUUUUGAUGAGGGCAAAAACUGGGACAAAUACAGCUUCACCUCCUAUCCGCUCUACGUCGACGGUGUAUUGGGGGAACCCAGAGAAGACACUCUCAUAAUGACAAUAUUUGGUCAUUUCAGCCAUCGAUCUGAGUGGCAGCUUGUCAAAAUCGAUUUUCGGUCCAUUUUCGAACAUCGCUGCACAUCUGAAGAUUAUCUCACGUGGCAGUUACACAAUGAAGGUGAAGUGUGCAUCAUGGGGAUGAAGAGAAUCUUCCAAAAACUAAAAGCAAGCGCCCGAUGUGUCAAGAUCAGAGAUCAAAUUAUGUCCCAGAUGUCAGACUCCUGCCCGUGCACAGAGGCUGAUUUUGAGUGUGACUACGGUUUUGAGCGGCAGAGCGACGGAAGCUGCACACCGGUGUUCUGGUUCGUUCCUUCAGCAACAUUGAGGGACUGUAUCGCCGGGGACAGCUUCCUCAACACAACAGGAUAUCGCAGAGCUUUCUCCAACAACUGCACUGAAGGAACCCUGCUAAAUUUCAGCCCCAGACGACAGAAGUGUCCCAGUCGGGCGCCCAGGGGCCUCCAGCUCUUCACCAGUGACAUCACCAUGGUUGCCACAUUGGGAAAGAAUGUCACCUUUGUAGUCUUCCUGGAAGAGGGUCUCAGCUCCACAACCAGUAUAACACUGGAUUUUGGUGAUGGGACGGCUAUAUCUUACGUGAACAUGAGCUCCAUCGAUGAUGGUAUCAAGCAUAUCUACAGUAAAGUGGGUAUCUACCAAGUGUCUGCUACAGCGAGCAACGCUCUGGGGUUCGACAGGGUGACCCUUUUCCUCCAUGUUUCCUGUCAGCUUGAAGAGGUCCAGCUCUUGGCUCCCUCUGUGGUCGUCCUGAAUAAAGCAGUAAACCUCACAACUCUGUUACGACCCAGCAGUGUGGGAACCGUCACUUAUUACUGGUGGUUUGAUAACAAAACAGAGCCUGUGGUCACCUUGCACGGAGGUAUGUCCUACAGCUUCUCCAAGCAGGGACGUCACACCGUCACUGUGCAUGCUGCAGUCGGGAAUACUGUCCUGCAGGACCAAGGGACUGUGGAUGUUUAUGAUUAUUUCCUGUCACACACAUUGGGUUUUUCUUCGAAUCUGGAUGAGUUGAACCCCGGUGUGUCUGAGUGGAGGGAGGACAUUUGUAGAGUGGUGAAGACCUCCAUAGUGCAGGUCACGGGAAUCAGUGAGGAGCAGCUUCUGGUGUCAGUGCUUCCAGGUUUGCCAACUACGGCAGAGCUUUUCAUUGUGCCUGAGAAGAAGACAAGAGGCGGAGGUUUGGAUGAAAAGUGGGCUCACCUAAAUCAGCUUUCUCAAGUCCUGCUAAGUGCUCUGAACCAGGACCUCAUCCAGUUCACACUCAGACCAGGGGUGCAGGUGAACGUGUACGUCACACGCCUGUCUCCAGCUCCACUUGUGGACAACAAUGACAGCGGCCACAAUGGUACUGCAGUCAUCAUGCUUGUGUCAGCGGUACUGAUGGGCUUGGCCAUAUUUGUGAUAUAUAAAAUUAAAAGGAAGAUGCCGAACAUCAACACUUACACAGCAGAGCAGCCUGACAAAGAACAAGAGGUCAUCCCAACAGUGACUUCUAUAGCCGUACCAAACCCCGACGGGGACAACCUGAACUCGCUGGAUCGUGUUGAUGUACAGCUGGACCCACAAACCAGAGGCUACCUGCCGACUCACACAGACAUCACGCUCUCCGAUGAAGCGCCCCGUGUAUUUUAAUGUUGAGAGUCUAUGACCGACUCGAAAGCAAUACAUCUUCUUUGGCAGUUACUUCCAGCAAGCUAUGAAACCACGGUCACAAUGAACGGUCUCGAGUGUUUUGCUACCAUGCAUGGAUGGACCAGUUCACACUGUGCUGCCUAAUCCCUCUGAGGAGACUGUACAGAUUUCUACUUGCUUCUUGAAAAAGGGACACUUUUUGACUGAAAAUACUUGUAUUUUUGCAAGGACGUUGAUCUUUUUAUGUAAAUAUUGUACAUCCAUAAUGGAAGACGGUGUAAGUUAUUUGUCUCUAGAAAUAUCAAACGACAGAACAGAGGCGAUGUGUUAUUAUUAUUAUUAAUAAUAUCUCCAAAAUAUGAUCCCGUUUUGGUUUUUGCGGUUGUGUUUGUGAAGUUUACUUUGUUUCACCUAUGUGGAAAUAUCUGAUCCCAGUAAGACAGUGAUGGAACCAGAUUCAUUAAGCCUUGUAUAAUCAGUAAAUCUUAUCACAUGAGAUUCUCAUCAAGUGAACGCUCGCAAUAUCCAGGAGAUGAAGGAGGGCUCCUAGUCCCUGGUCUGUGUAUUCCAUCAAGCCUGUCUGUUUCCAGCUCAAAAUGUGAUGUAUGCCAUUUCAGAAAUAACCGAUGAUUAAAGUGGAUGUGCUCCACGGGUGUACACACAAGCAGAUGAACCAAAUCCCUUUUGUUUGGGGAAGUGGAAUGAACGCUAUCUACAAAAAAAAAAAAAAAAAGUGAUUUUACACAAGUCCUUCAUCUUGUAUAAACUGCACAUCUGGAAAAUGAUUAGAGAUCCAAUCUUGAGGUUGCUGCUGGCAACAGAUU
Thalassophryne amazonica is the source of this 4736-nucleotide messenger RNA. RefSeq names its product VPS10 domain-containing receptor SorCS1-like. Bases 223 to 3912 code for a protein of 1229 amino acids. Lineage: Eukaryota; Metazoa; Chordata; Actinopteri; Batrachoidiformes; Batrachoididae. The transcript has 27 exons. Gene Ontology annotation, cellular component: membrane; Golgi apparatus. Gene Ontology annotation, biological process: post-Golgi vesicle-mediated transport. The record is from RefSeq and is a predicted model, not a curated record. Gene Ontology annotation, molecular function: protein binding.